Molecule: messenger RNA, 1555 nt
Organism: Penaeus vannamei (Pacific white shrimp)
Lineage: Eukaryota; Metazoa; Arthropoda; Malacostraca; Decapoda; Penaeidae
Source: RefSeq, a predicted model, not a curated record
AAGGGAUCGUCUCACUGGAGAAUGUAGAAAUAUAAUUAUUUGAUAUUUAGAGAACGGCAGAGAUUCAGCCAUGGAAAAGCUGGAUGCGACCAAAGACCUUGCGAACAAAAGAAAAAUACAAACUCAUGACAAAUAAUAAUUUAAUUCAAUAGAGGAGGAAUUAUUAACAUCGGAUGAGACAUGGCAAACUUAUUUAAAAUUUUAAAAGUAUGGUUAUAAUUUGAUAAGAAAUGCUUAGUUGUACUUAUUUUCCAGAAAGAGAAAAAUAUAGACGAGAACGUACUGUUGAAAAUCAAAACAUUAGGACACGUGAGCCGUGAGGUUAUGUUGAACCGCAUUGUGUUUACAACGGCGGAGGAGCAUUUUGUAAACUUGUUUGCGAAUGGCACUGGUGUGGAUACUACAGUGAGAUUUAUAUUCGUACAUAGAAAAAAACUAAGCAUACUUCACAAUGAAUCAGAAUGACUAUCCUCCUCCAACACGAUACUGGGGCACAGCAGCUAAUGAAGAUACUCUGGGUAAUGAUGCAAGUCCUGCCUUACCAAAUAAUCAAGCUUCAGUUCUCCUGGCUCGACUUAAUGAAAGAGCCAGACAGAGAAAGGCUGGGAAAAAUGUUUUGGAAAUUGGAAUAACUGAGGGUGAAGGUAAUUGUGUGAAAGAAAAUGAAAAUCUCACUGAGGAUAGUCACAAGAAAACCCACACAAAAAAGAAAAAGAAAACCAAAACUAAAGAUCAAACAGAUCAGGCAGAUGUCAGUCUUACAACAUUUACUGAUUUAGAAGCAACCUGUAUGAAAGGGGAGGAAAAUGGUGAAGAUUCACCUCUCAAAAAAAAGAAAAAGAAGAAGCAUUCAAAAAAUGCUGAGGAGAAUAUUGGGGACAAAGCACCACAAAAGAAUGAGGAAGUCGAGUUUAAUGAAGAUUGCUCUCCAGAAAAAGGGAAAAAGCACAAACUCAGCACUGAAAGUAUAAAUCUUGAAGCUGAUCCACUAGGAAGUAACAGGCACACAGAUACCAAUAACAAAAAGUCUUUUAAAAAAUCAGAGAAAAGACAUACUGACAGCAGUACAGAUGCAUUAGGUGAGGAUAGUACACAGGAAAGCAUGGACCCUCUUAUUGACAACAGUUUUGGGGAAUUACCUGAAAAAAGAAGAAAACGCAAGAAAGGAAGUAAACCAGAACCAGAGGAUGAUUUCCAGCUUGAAGCAAGAGAUAUGGAACAAACCCCACUGCUCUCAGAAAAUAAAAAAAAGAGAAAGAAAGUCAAUGUAAAUGGUACAAAUUCUUUGGUUCAUGAUCAUAAUGUGAGUGAUGAAAAUGGAAAAAAUCUGACCAUGGAAAAUGGAGUUGUAACCAGUGAUGCUGAUGCUUCUCAAAAUGAAGGGGAUUCUGAGCCACCAGAAGCAAGCAAAUUGCAAACAGAACGUGAAGAAAAGAGGAGGCUGAAAAAGGAUAAGAAGAAAGAGAAGAAGAAAAAGAAGAAACAGGAAAGACUUAAUGGAAAUGUUGGGGGAUUUACUUUGGUGGGAGAAAUUUCAACUACAACCAAAGCAAAG